Closterium sp. NIES-67 is the source of this 4466-nucleotide messenger RNA. NCBI's taxonomy places the organism in Eukaryota, Viridiplantae, Streptophyta, Zygnematophyceae, Desmidiales, Closteriaceae. The record is from the annotation of a GenBank genome assembly.
ACGUUCUAGACUUCGCAUGACACAGUUUCGUCAUCGCCAUUCCCAAGGCUGACAUCUGUGAGUGCUGCCACAAGAGCAUCUGAGAGUCUUGGCUCCAAUGGCUAGUUGCAGUAGCGAAGAUUUCCUGCCAGAAGGCGAAACGCGGAGGGGAGAAGGCUGUGAACCACCCGCGCUUAGAGGCUCGGCUUUGGUCGGAAGCGCGAGCACUAUCACCAUGGGCGGAGAAGGGGAGGCCUCGCGGACGAAUAGCGCGGCGGAAGCUAGAGUGACCUCCCUGCGGAGUGGGGAACGGGACGCGGAAGCCAGCCAAUCAGCGGGAGCCUCAUUAAUGUUAGAUGGGCAGGCCAGUUGUUCAGAACAGAAUGAUUUUGCCGCCAGCCGAAACCGUGGUGACGACGAUGUUGAGCUAGAGAUAAGAAGCGAUUCCAUGGCGCUAGAUGAUGGCGCGCGGGCGGAACUACGUUGCGGGGAAGCGGAAUCAAGCGAUGGGGGACGGGGGACGGCGGAGUGCGCGGAGAAGCGGAAUGGCGGGGAAGGCGGGGAAAGCGCGGAGGAGAAGAGGGGAGGUUCGAGUGAACACGACGUUAGCGAUGAGCUCAAGGAAGGGGAGGGGGCGGAAGCGGAGUCAGGAAGCAGCCCGCGCGGAAGCGCGGAAGGCGGGGGGAGAGAAGGGGGGGUUGUUGAAACGGGCGGUGGGGGGGGAGAAACGCCAGGAGCGGAGGGUGGGGGGAGUGAGAGAGACGAUGAGCGUGGGAGGGGGGACGGCGGUGAAAGGGGAGACGCGAGUGGGAGUGGUGAUGGUGAUGGUGGUGGUGAUGAUUCGAUGGACAACCGUGGUCUGAAAGACCCUGGGAGCAGCAGCAGCAGCAGCAACACCAGCAGCACCGUCACCAGCACCAUCAGCACCAUCAGCAGCAGCAGCAGCACCACCACCACCACUACCGCCAGCAGCAGCAGCAGUGAGAAGGGCAUGGCACUGCAGUCGUUGGGAAUGGGCAUGGGCUUCUUGAGCAGCUCGCUCAACAAGGCCGCCAAGGCCGUGCAGACGCGCGCCCGCCACCUCGUCGCCCACAACCACCGCCGCUUCCAGGCGGACGGCUUUGACCUGGAUCUGACGUACGUCACAGACAGCAUCAUCGCCAUGGGCUUCCCUGGAGGCGACCCCAGCUUCGGCCUGCUGGGCUUCGUCGAGGGGCUGUACCGCAACCACAUGGAGGACGUGAUUCGCUUCCUGGAGUCGCGGCACAGCGGGCGCUACAAGGUCUACAACCUCUGCUCCGAGCGCCUCUACGACGCCGACAGGUUCCACGGCACCGUGGCAUGUUUUCCCUUUGACGACGGAACGUGCCCCCCUCUCGCGCUCACCCUCGCCCUCUGUGAGAGCGCCAAGGGGUGGCUGGCUGCUGGAAGAAGGGCCGGCGCAGCAGCAGCAGCAGCAGCAGCAGCCAGGGGGGCAGUGCAGGGAGGGGAGGCAGGCAGCAGUAGCAUGACCACCACCAGCAGCAACAGCGGCAGCGGCAGCGGAGGGGGCAACGUGGUGGUGGUGCACUGCAAGGCGGGCAUGGGGCGCACAGGCCUUGUGGUGGCGUGCCUGCUGCUCGCACUCAAGGAGUGCAGCACAGCAGCGGAGUCCAUAACUCUGUUUCGGGACAAGAGAAGCGUGGAUGGCAAGGCCCUCACCUCGCCCAGCCAGCAGCGCCACGUGGCAUACUACGAGGCCCUCCUCCGGGCCUCCUCUGCCCCCGCUCCCUCACUGCCCCCCCAGCGACCCCUUGUCCUGCGGGGCAUUCGCCUGCACCGCUGCCCCUACUGGAUCCGACCAGCCAUCACAGUGACCUCCCACUCAGGAGUCAUUUUCUCCUCCAAGAGCCAUCCCAUUACGUCUCAUUUGUCGGCGGAGCACGUGUGGCAUGCGUCGCAGAAGCAGGGCGUGGUGGUGUUUGCGCUGCCCGGCGAGCGCUUUAUCUGCGCACUCAAGGACGACUUCUGCAUCACCUUCCAUGACUCCUACGGGGACUUCUCAUGCUGGCUGCACACCAGCUUCGUACAGCCACGCCACCUCCUCAAAACCUCCGAUCUGGACGGAUUCGAUAAGAGGCGGCUGGCGUCGCCAGGCUUCGUGGUGGAGCUGCUGCUGAUGGUGGAGGCGGACAUGGCGCACCUAGCCGCACACAGCGCCGCUGCUGCUGCUCACAGCACCGCUGCUGCUGCUGCUGCACACAGCACAGAUGGCCGGGGCGCAGGUGGGGUUGGAGGAACACAUGGGGGUGGGCGCAUGGGCAAUGAGGACAAGGAGAGGGAGGGGAGAUCCAAGGAGGGCGGGGUGGAGGUAGGGAGUGUGGAAGGUGUUGAUAGUAGAGGGGCGGAGGGGAGAACAUUAGGGGAUAGCGAUGCUGGCAGCGAUGGGUCAGGCCAGGUGGGAGAGCAAGAAGGGGAGGGGGGGAAUCCAGCAGAGCAAGGAACGGUGGAGGGAGGUAGGGAGCAAGGUGGGUCAUUCAGUGAUGGUUCAAGGGGCACGGAUGGCAUUCACGCUGCUGCUGAUGCUCCUGCAGGGUUGCUUGGUGCUGCUGCUGGCAGUUGCAGCAGCAGAGAGGGAGGACAGCAGACAACUGCUGGAGUUGGGGCAGACGCAGGGGAUGGGGGAGAGUCAGGUGGAGAGAGGGUAAGGGGUUUACAGGGAGAUGGAGCAGAGGCAGGGGCGAGUAGCAGGGGUGAGCCAAGUGCGGACAUACAGCGCUCCAGCCAGAGCGGUAGCUCUUACGGAGAGGUGGCAGCAGCCAGUGAGGUGCAAGAGCUGAAGCUGCAACAGCAAGGGGGGCAGCAGUCAGGGGGAUCCGAGCACAGCAGCGCUGCAGCUGGUGCUGGCACAGGUGGCAAUAGAGCCAUGGCCGCUGGUGCAGGGGGAGGAGGGGCUGGAAAAACACCUGCAGGUUCAGGUCCAGGAGCAGGAACGGCUGUAAGGGCAGUUGCAAGUACAGGUUCAGGAGCAGGUGCAGGGGCGGGAGGAGGGGCAGGAGGGGCAGGAGGGGCAGGAGGGGCAGGUGGGGCAGGAGGGGCAGGAGCAGGCGCAGGUAGAGCAGCAGGAGCAGGGGCAGGUGGUGCAGUGCCUGUGGGCAGUGUGGCGAGCGGGGCGGAGGAGGCGGCGGAGGUGAUGGCAGCAGCGGCAGUGGAGGCGCUGGGCAUGCUGGCCAGCGCCGUCAGCUGGUCCGUGAAGGAGGUCACGGGCGCCAUUGCUGACGCCCGCACCAAGGCCGACCACCGCCAUGCCACUGCUGCCGCUGCUGCUGCUGCUGCUGCCGCUGCUGCUGCUGCCGCUGCCACUGCUGCCGCUGAUAGUGGUGGCGGUGGUGGUGGUGGUGCUGCUGCUGCUGCUGGCGAUGGGGGAGGUGUGGAGGCAAGAGGGCGAGGGACCGUGGUAGGAGCAGGUGAGGCAAGGGCAGGUGCGGGUGGAGUGACGAGCAGCAGCACAGGGCAGCAGCGUGGGGACACCGAGCAGAGCGGUGACGGUAGCAGCAGGAGCGGAGAGGAGCCGUUGGCCAUCACCAUGAAACUGGACUUUAUGAAUGUGGACGAGGGGGAUGAUGAUGAUGAUGAUGGUGAUGGUGAUGGUGAGGGGGGGGAGGGAGGAAGCAGCAGCAGCAAGAGGCGGGAAACGCCGGUCUUCUCAGCAGCGUCGCCUGGCAGCAUCGCUCCCAGGAGCUCCUUCAAAGAUGCAUUCAGCUACUUGGAAGAACAUUCAUCAGCAUCAGCAGCAGCAGCAAAGCCCCCUUUGCCACCAUCAGGAGACACAUCCAACCCCACAUCCACCCCUCCAAGACCCUCCACUGCUGCAUCUCCAUCCCCUUUACCAGCCUCCUCAGUACCAUCAGCAGCAGCAUCUGCUGCCAAGCAGCCAUCACCAGCAUCAUCCUCAGCAGCAAUGCAUGUGGUGGGGAGUGACUCCAUCGAGGCACUGCCGUGCUUUGAAGCCAAGGCGGAGGCGCCCAAGACAGAGGAGUUCUUCUUUGGCCCAUCCUCCGACUUUGCUCUCGCCGCUGCCAGUGCUGCUGACGCCUCGCUCUUCACUUUUGGUGAUGACGAGGAGGAAUGAAUAGGCACGCUGCUGUGUUUGUGCCGGCUUAUGUUCACAUCUGAGGUGCCUCGGAGCAUGUGUGCGCGUGUGUGUAUGUUCGUGUGUUGGGUGGUUCUCGGUUAGGAGACCGUGUCGUUGUCUCUGAUCUGGGAUUAGAGGCGUGUUUCUCCGACCUCUUCCCAGGCUAGCCUCUCCCUAGACUUGCCCAUGGCCUGAAUAUGCCGAGCCCAAUUGCGUGCUGCACCACUCUGAACUGAACUGAACUGUUUCGCUUCAAAAUUACUUGGCAAUGCUGUGUGUUAGUCUGGGAAGAGGCCGUUAGUACAUGGGCAAAGAUCGCCCCUGUCUAGGGCAAAGCUCGCCCCUAUCUAGGGCAAAGCUCGCCUCUGUCUAG